Messenger RNA from Cheilinus undulatus (humphead wrasse), 4419 nucleotides. RefSeq names its product ral guanine nucleotide dissociation stimulator-like 2 (gene rgl2). Gene Ontology annotation, cellular component: plasma membrane. The coding region runs from base 404 to 2629 and encodes 741 amino acids. Gene Ontology annotation, biological process: Ras protein signal transduction; positive regulation of GTPase activity. NCBI's taxonomy places the organism in Eukaryota, Metazoa, Chordata, Actinopteri, Labriformes, Labridae. The record is from RefSeq and is a predicted model, not a curated record. Gene Ontology annotation, molecular function: guanyl-nucleotide exchange factor activity. The transcript has 20 exons.
GGUGCGCUGAAGCUGGUGUGGUGUACAGUAUCCUCACACGGUGCGACACCUGGGGGUAGCGAGCCGUUAGCAACACAGAGCGCUGAGUGAACAACGUAACACAACAUUCAGACAGACAGGAACUGCGACGAAAAGAGAGAGAGGGACAGUUUACGCAGCUCGACUAAAGUGCGCUAUCAGCUGCUAAAGGCUGGACAGACAGGCGGUGUGUGGACGCUGAUAGAGGGGACGAGAGAGGGUGGAGGGGGCAGACAGACGGAGGACGGAGCUCUCCCUCGUCGUUAGUAACGGUGACGGUGGUACAGAUGGGUGCGACUCUCCUCAGCGCGAGCCGGCAGCACCAACGGUCACCCUAAUGCAGCCUGAAUCCAGCUGCGAAUGACACUCGGCUAACACUGGCACCAUGCUCCCCCGAAACAUGCGUACAGGUGGAUAUGACCUGCCAGGGGUGGAGUCAAGCGAAGUGCCUCUCAUUGGCUACCGGCCUUUGUCCCCUGACAGCAUCUCCAACCAAUCAGGGAGGGGAAGCAGCAGAGAUGAAUUGGAUACGUCACAGGCAGAGCCCUCCCCGAUGAAGACCACCUGGUACUGUCCUCUGGAUCUUUCCACAGUGGUGGAGGAAGAGGAGGAUGGCGUGAUCUACACAGUGGUUGUUAAACAGCAGCAUGGUGCUCUCAAUAAUCCAGUGUCAUCGGUUACUCGCUCCCAGUGUGUGAAAGCAGGGACAGAGGAAAAGCUGGUGCUCCACCUCCUCCAUUCAUUUUCUAUGGGAGACUCCUCCUUCAUCACGAUCUUCCUCUCCACAUAUCGAUCCUUCACUUCCACACAGAGAGUGCUGGACAUCCUUACAGACAGAUUGGAGAACCCGCCAGGGGACAACGAAAGGAGCCAGACAAGACAAUCUUUCAACAAAGCGGUGUGCACAGUUUUCAGCACUUGGCUCUCGGAAUACCCUGAGGACUUUAAGGGUUUGGGAGAGCCCUCUCGCCUGCUGCGCCUGGCUCCCCUCCUCCCCCAGGACUCAUCAUCUGCAGCCGACCUCCGUGCUCGGUUCCUCAGGAUAGCAGAGGAGCUCAGCGAGAAAGCACUGCUCCCCGAUGCCCAUAAAGAUCAGACCGGUUUCACCAGCUCUCCUCCUAAUGCCUCCAAGUUUGAACCCACCAGCAUCCUGGGCUUCCCUGCAGCACUCAUCGCAGAGCAGCUCACCAAAAUAGAGACAGAGCUGUUUGUACGUCUGGUCCCAUACCACUGCCUGGGCUCACUAUGGUCUCAGAGGGACAAAAAAGGGAGGGAAGGUGUUUGUUGGUCUGUCCGGGCCACCGUACGUCAAUUCAACAAACUGGCUAAUGCAGUUUUAGCAUCCUGCCUUUGUCCUACAAAGCUGCGCAGCCAGCAAAGAGCCCGACUGUUGGAGAAAUGGAUCAGUGUGGCAGAGGAGUGCAGAGCCAGGAAGAACUUCUCAUCGCUGUAUGCCAUCGUGUCGGCCCUGCAGAGUAACCCCAUCCACCGGCUCAGGAGGACGUGGCAGGAAACUGACAGGGAGGCGAUGAAGAGAUACGAGGAGCUGUCAGAAAUCUUCUCAGACAAAGACAACUACUCACAAAGCAGAGAACUCCUGAAGGAGGAAGGGACGUCAAAGUUCGCCAACCUUGACAACAGACUCAACAACCGACACCUAAACAGGUCUAACGCCCAGGGCACUGUGCCCUACCUGGGCAUCUUCCUCACAGACCUCACCAUGCUGGACACGGCAGUCAAAGACAGGCUGGAUAAUGGCUACAUCAACUUUGACAAGAGGAGAAGGGAAUUUGAGGUUUUAGCUCAAAUCCGGCUCCUGCAAUCUUCCUGCAAAAACUGUGUUUUCACCACAGACGAGGCCUUCACACAGUGGUAUCAGAGUGCACCCACGCUAACAGAGGAGGAAAGCUACAGACUGUCCAGUGAAAUAGAAGCGCCUAGUGAGCCAAGUCCCAGAGGCCUUACUCCGACAGUCAUCAUCACACAGUGCCCAGACCUAAGUACCUCCCGGACCAGCCUUCCUGGUGACAGCGACAGCCUCUUUGACUUCCCCUCCCCAGUAAACAACCUGCUGUCAAAACUAACAAAGCAUAUGAGAUCUCCGUCUGUGUCCUGUCUGGAUGUCGACACGUCUCCCUCGACCAACGACUCCACCCCUGCCACUUUGACUCCAUCUACUCCAACAAAAUCACACCGCCGAUCAGCCUCCUGCGGCAACAACCCCAUCAAUAAUGUCCAAGGCUCGGGGCCCGACAUGAGGAUCAUCAGGAUACGCAUGGACCUGCAGGAUGGAAACCUGUACCGAAGCAUUCUGGUUACAAGCAAUGACAAGACCCCCACUGUGAUCAGCUCUGCCUUAGAAAAGCACAAUCAGGACCCCAAACAGGCGUCCAAAUAUGAGCUGAUCCAGCUCCUGCCUGAAGGAAAAGAGCUCAUCAUCCCUGCCACAGGAAACGUCUUCUACGCCAUGACGUCCUCCAGCGUUGACUUCCUGUUGAGAAAGAAGGGUGGAAACACUCCGCUAGGCUCACAGCCAAUCAACACAGAGACAAGCGCCACUUUUCCUCGAAUCAAGGCCAAGGGGAGGAGACUGGUCCGGACUUUAUUUUGACGCCAGACUUUCUUCAGCUGGACUCUGACCGCAGUCCUUUUCUUUUCCUUCAUGUUGUCCUGACGUGAACACAAGGCGAGCUCUCCCAAACUGCAAUCGUGGCCUUCUUUGUGCACAACUAAAAUCUGCAUAUGCCUUCUUCUUCCAUGCUCCUGCAAAGCUUCCUCGACCAAAAUACCAAGUCUCCACAGCGGGUGAAAUUUAACCUUUCAGACCUCUGGCCGCCCUGCUGUGUUCACCAGAGCUGUUUGCUGCUCAAGAACAGUCAUUGUGAUAGUUUGCCUCUUUAAAAGUAUGCAUUGAAUUUACACCAAGAGGAAGAGCUGAGGAAACCUGAGAAAACAGAGUACUUGUGGUGCUGGCUCUUGAGUCUCAUUCAGGUUGCACUUGAAGCAUUUCUUUAUUCCAACUCACUGACUAAGAUCCGUUUAACUCUCUAAGGAAAUUCCUUGUUGUUGUGUGCCUAGGUUGUGAGUGACUUUUAGAAAUAUUGAAAAAUAGAAAUCUGUGAUAACCUGAGACACCAUUGAAGGCUGAGAAGCAGUGUUUCUUUAGUUAGGAAUCUGUUCAGUCUGGUUCUGGUAAACACUAGCAAACAUGAGGAAGACUUAGAGUUUCAGUGAAAGUGCAUUAUUGUAGCAAAACACUGGAGCUUGUCAAAAGAUACGUAUAGGUUUUGUAUAUAUUAAUAUAUAUUUGUACAUGUGAAUGAUGUCAGUGUUGUGUUUACACUGGUAAGGAGCUCAGUGUGUCCAAAGUCUUCAGUAACUGGUUCAACAUUCAAACACCUGGAAGUUUCUGGCUUAAAAGAGGCUGUCGUGUGUCAGUGGAAAGUGAGCAUACUUAUUUUAGCUUCAGCUCAGGCAGGUUAAGUAAAAAUAAACUGAAAGUUGCAGCAACCAGCAUUUUUUAAUUACAAUGCCUUUAUUUUUUGUUAAAAAAGACAGAUGAACCUGAUGAUUUCGAAAGCAUUUUACUUAUUUGGGCACAUAAUUUGGGUUCAUGAUUAUUUAGCUUAUUGUUGUAGAUAGUACAGAAGGUUCUACUGGACACUGCCUAUAGUGAAAUGCAGACAACAUAAGGAAUUAGCUGCUAAAGACAGAUACAAAACCUUAUUUAAUUAGAUGGAUAGAAAUAAAACUCAAAUUAAUCAUUUUAUAGUUAGCUGGGUUUAUAUACAGGCAGCUACCAUCUACAUUAUCCCUUUAGUAACCAAAAAUGUCACUAUUUGAGUUUUUCUGACCUCUAGUGACCAAAAUUGGAUCCUUGCAGCUUUCAAAAAACUUUGCAGGUCUUUUCAACAUUUUGCUUUCCCCCGGUUUAUCACUUUUAAGCUAAAAUGAUUUAAAACAGAAUUACACUGCUCAGCAGCACACAUCUCUGCUCUCUAUUUUCACUUGAAUGCCUCUGCUCCAGUUUCAAAUAAUAACUUCUGUGUAAACAUACAGCCUCUUUGACUACAUUGUUGACUUUGAUGAAGUCUUGUGACCUCUGGUUGUAGCCGCUCCGUGCUGAUGAAGACUUCAGAAGGCUGAAGCAUGAGCACAAAGACACCAGAGUGAGGAUUCUUCAGAUGAUGUGUGUUAGCAUCCUGCUGUUUUUGAGUGUUUUAGUGCCUUUUCUCUGAUGGAUGCUAAUCUUACCCCUGUUUGCAUUAGAAUGUACUCAGUAUAAACCAUACAUGGAGAAAAUACAGUCCUCUCUAGUGCUGUGUUGUCUCUUAUCAAAGCUAUUUAUGCACUACAUACAGGAUGUCCUAUUUUUGUGGUAAUAAAUUUACUUUUAUAUGA